Castor canadensis (American beaver) is the source of this 1120-nucleotide messenger RNA. NCBI's taxonomy places the organism in Eukaryota, Metazoa, Chordata, Mammalia, Rodentia, Castoridae. The record is from RefSeq and is a predicted model, not a curated record.
AUGGGGACAGUCCGGGGCAGUCAGGAGGCCUAUGUGACUUACCAGGAUAAUGUCCGAUUGGUUGGGGAGCUGGUGACCAUCACUGGGGCUGUGAUUAUCCUGCUGCUAGAGAUCCCAGACAUUUUCAGAGUUGGUGCGUCUCAGUAUUUUGGACAGACAGUCCUUGGGGGGCCAUUUCAUGUCAUCAUCAUUGCCUAUGCCUCCCUUGUGCUGGUGACCAUGGUGAUGCGGCUCACCAAUGUGAAUGGGGAGGUGGUACCCAUGUCCUUGGCCCUGGUGCUGGGCUGGUGCAGUGUCAUGUACUUCACUCGAGGAUUCCAGAUGCUGGGUCCCUUCACCAUCAUGAUCCAGAAGAUGAUAUUUGGAGACUUAAUGCGUUUCUGCUGGCUGAUGGCUAUGGUCAUUCUGGGAUUUGCCUCAGCCUUCUAUAUCAUUUUCCAGACAGAGGACCCAACUAAUCUGGGGGAAUUCUCAGACUAUCCCACGGCACUGUUCAGCACCUUUGAACUAUUCCUCACCAUCAUUGAUGCCCCUGCCAACUACAGCGUGGAUCUACCCUUCAUGUACAGCAUCACUUAUUCUGCUUUUGCCAUCAUUGCCACACUACUCAUGCUUAACCUGUUCAUUGCCAUGAUGGGCGACACUCACUGGCGAGUGGCCCAGGAGCGGGAUGAACUCUGGAGGGCCCAGGUUGUGGCCACCACAGUGAUGCUAGAGAGGAAGAUGCCCCGCUUCCUCUGGCCUCGCUCAGGGAUCUGUGGGUAUGAGUAUGGCCUGGGAGACCGCUGGUUCUUGAGAGUUGAGAACCAACAUGACCAGAAUCCUUUUCGGGUGCUUCGCUAUGUGGAAGCUUUCAAAUGCUCAGACAAGGAGGAUGGACAAGAGCAACUUUCUGAGAAACACACUUCUGUUGCUGAGAGUGGGACUCUAGCCAGAGCCUCUUUGGUCUUCCAAACACCUUCCCUGUCCAGGACGACAUCCCAAAGCAGCAGCAGUCACCGAGGUUGGGAGAUCCUUCGUCGAAAUACACUAGGACCUUUGAGUCUUGGACAGGACCUUGGUGAAGGGGAUGGAGAGGAAAUCUACCAUUUCUGAUGAGAAUCCCCAUUAUGAUUGACCU